Molecule: messenger RNA, 1188 nt
Organism: Tetranychus urticae (two-spotted spider mite)
Lineage: Eukaryota; Metazoa; Arthropoda; Arachnida; Trombidiformes; Tetranychidae
Source: RefSeq, a predicted model, not a curated record
AGACACAUAAUAGAUAACCAUAGAGAUCAGAGAGAACACUGUAAAAAGACCAAUUUCAAGAAUUGUUACUUCUCCACAUCUUGGCCAAUGGUUUUCCUGUGAUUAGGAAUAAAAUUUUCCGUUUGAUUCAAUUGAAACUAUCAAAAUGGAAAGAAAUGAAUCGAUUGUUACCAAAGGUUUUCUGGUUAAGUCUAACCUAAUGUUAACGCAUUUCCCUCGAUGGUUUAUGAUAUUGACUCUUGGAUUUUGUGGAUUCAUUAAAGAGACUCUUUGGAUUGUUCAAUUUAUUUCAAGUGUUUCGAGACCUCGAGAUUUUGAAACUAUACGAUUCACGAUUUACAAUGUUGUUUUUUUGUCUCGCUGUGUGAUUGCAACUUUUACUCUGGACUGGAAAGCAUUUGCGGCUUACAUUGAACAAUUGAGUCGAGUGGAGCUGGAAAAGGAUGACGAAAGUGUCAAACGAAUUAACCGGGAACGAAGAGUUAAAAAAUGGUUUUGCUUUGUUGCUUUACUUUCAUACAUAAUUUUAAAUAUCAUUCACUUUGUGACUUUACUAAGAAAAGAAAGUUAUACAGUUUCUAUACUUAUUGUUGAUAUUGUUUUAUUCAUCAGCCACUUUUUCCUCAUUUAUUUGAUCAUAGAUCUUUGCAUUUGCUUGAAGGUCGCUUUUCAAUACAUUAACCAUCAUUUGAAACACUUUCAGAUAACUUCACCCAAUCUAAUGUUGUCUGAAUUGAGACACAUACGCUCGAUGUACAGCUGUACCGUUCGAGCAUCACAAGAGGCUGAAAAAUUUGCCCGUCAUUUUAUCGCUUGGUUUUAUUGCCAGUUCAUUUUGUUCAACAUUGCCAACAUCGUCGAUCUCUUAGGACAAAGAAAUGAAAAAAGCAUAAUCUUCUUCUUGUUCAUGGUAGUGGAUGGCAUCAAUACAGGCUAUUUAACAAUGAAACUAGUUGCUGUUAACAAAGCUUCCACUUCAGGCAUGGAGGAUCUGUAUGAGAUCUCAUACGAUUUGAAAUCUUACAAUCUUCAAAAUGAGAACAACCUUUUUCUCAACCGAAUGCUCUGGCAAAAUGUUGGUUUCACCUUCUCUGAUUUAUUUCUGAUUAAUCCUAGUUUCAUUACUUCACUUCUGAGCUUUGUAUUAUCAAUUGCUCUUAUGAUUGCUAAUUUUCUGUAUCAUUAGAC